Messenger RNA from Emiliania huxleyi CCMP1516, 375 nucleotides. RefSeq names its product adenylate and guanylate cyclase catalytic domain-containing protein. The annotation marks the transcript as partial. NCBI's taxonomy places the organism in Eukaryota, Haptophyta, Isochrysidales, Noelaerhabdaceae. The transcript is spliced from 2 exons. The record is from RefSeq and is a predicted model, not a curated record. Gene Ontology annotation, biological process: cyclic nucleotide biosynthetic process; intracellular signal transduction.
CGCCACCGCACGCAGCGGCUCCUCCUCAACACGCUGCCCGCCGCGAUCGUCCAGCAGAUCGCGUCGGGCAACGUCACCUUCGUGCAGCGCUACCCGCACGCCUCGGUGCUGCAGGCCGACUUUGAGGGCUUCACCGCCCUGUCUGCACGCUACCCGCCAAACCAGGUCCUCUCCUUGCUCUCGGACAUCUUCGAGGCCUUCGACGGCCUCGCCGACAAACACGGCGCCGACAAGCUCAAGACCAUCGGAGACGCGUAUGUCGUCUCCGCGGGCGCCCUCUCCCCGAUGCCCGACCACGCGGCGGCGCUCGUCGCGAUGGCGCUCGAGAUGGUCGACGCGGUGACGGAGAUCGUGAUGGCGGCGGAGGCGGGGCUC